AUGGAGCAAACCAUGGAACCUUAGUUCACCACCCACUGUGCACUGGGGGAGGGUAGUGCUCGUACGCCUGUCAGGGUAAGACCCUGGCAGCUCGAGCCCCACCCCCACAUUCUGCCCGUCCAUGUUCGACAGUUGCAGCAACGACACCGCGAAGAGCCACCUCGCGACGAUUCCGCCCCAAACCACGCACCACCACCACAAAUCCUACCACCACAGUCAUGGCAGAGGAAAAGCAACCGCCAGGCCUCGUCGAGGGCGCCACCGGCGAAGUCGAGGAAGAAGUCCAGGACAAGGCAAAGUCCGCCGAGGACCGCAAGGCCGCCGCCGCCCUGUCCAAGCUCGAUGCGAGGGACGACGACGUCACCGGCGCCUCGGUCGACUCCGAGGGCCUCAGCAAGGCCAUGAAUAAGCUCAGCGUGUCGAAGACGGCCGAGAACAAGGACGUCAAGAAGGUCAAGGUCGACGCGGCCGACGUCACCCUGCUGGUGGACGAGCUGGACCUGACAAAGCCAAAGGCUACCGAGCUGCUUAAGCAGCACGAGGGUGACGCGGUCAAGGCUAUGAGGGCUUUCAUUGCGGUGAAGUGAUUGGGCAACAUUGCUCGCGCAUAGAGAUUCUGCAUCGGGACGGCGUUAGGUUGUGCUAGGUACACCGUGAGAGGCAAGCGCGGCCGGCCAGAUUAUGAAAAGUUAUACUAGAUGAUGGUAUAUGUCUUGUGUCAAAAUAGUGCGACCGAGACGGGCUUCGAGGGCCCCCGAGGGUUGGGCGGGCGCUGCUGGAAUCCAUUCGCCUGGGACGACGCUGGGAUAUAUUGGAUGAGUAUGUGUGCCUAGAAAACUCAACAUGUGUCAAGGUCGUUCCUUCGACGCUCGAGCUAUCUUUCCCACACGAGCAAGAGGAAUUUCGCGAUGACAGGACCUGCCCGUUCACUUUAAACACCAAAGCUCUGCUCUCAAUCGUAUCACGCCGGCCACUGCAUUCUAAACUCGAGAGAGAUGUGCUUUGGCCAGCAAGACCAAGUCUGUGGUUAAAUUUGGCCUCGAAACCAGUUGUCAGGCAGC
This is a messenger RNA of Diaporthe batatas, 1061 nucleotides long. RefSeq lists its product as uncharacterized. Gene Ontology annotation, biological process: protein stabilization; negative regulation of apoptotic process. NCBI's taxonomy places the organism in Eukaryota, Fungi, Ascomycota, Sordariomycetes, Diaporthales, Diaporthaceae. Bases 219 to 587 code for a protein of 122 amino acids. The record is from RefSeq and is a predicted model, not a curated record. The transcript has 2 exons.